GUGACACAUGUGUAGUUUCCUCUCCAGUUUGGAGAGGGUCAGAAGGCAGCCAGGACUGUUUGGAACAAGAUCCUCUGUGUUUUUCAAGCUGUUAAAUUUGCUGUGGCUUCCUCAGUCAAAAGCCUCUUUUAGGAAAGUGCCUGAAGAAAUUUUAGCAUGGCAACCUCCAGUGAGGGCAUCACGCCUCCACCUGCCGAAAGCACCAGCAGUAGAACAGAUGUAGCCAUCAUCGGAGCUGUUAUAGCAGCAGUGGCUGUGGUCCUCAUUUGCCUAUUGGUGGUAAUUCUGCGCUACAUGUACAGACACAAGGGGACCUACCACACCAAUGAGGCCAAGGGAACGGAGUUUGCUGAAAGUGCAGAUGCAGCUUUAAAAAAUGACCCUUCUAUUCAAGAAGCCGUGGAUGAAACUAAAAAGGAAUAUUUCAUCUGAGACAAGUUAUGCUAAGGAGAAAACUUUCCUCAAGGCUCAACUUCUUUUUUUUUUUUUAUUCAAAGGAUUUACAGUUAGAAACACUACAGCAGUAUACAAAAGAAGCACUGAAACAGGAAUGGUGCACGACAGACUGGGGCAUAUUAUAGCUCAGGGGAACUCUAUCUCUGGAUUAUUAGCUUGCAAAAAAUGUUACUCACAACACCAGGAAACCUUUCUGCUAUGUUCUGAAUCUGAUGAACAGUUACAAUACGGAGAUAGUUAUGAUAGAGCCUUGAGGGAAUUCAACCUAAGAAUUAAUGAUGCAUUUCCACUUAGGACAUGUUAGCGAAGGCGGAAUAUCUUCAGAUAAUGCUAUCACUAUUUGCCUUGCUAAAGGAACAUUUUAUCUUACAGAACAUAUUAUUUAGCCUUAAUGUUUUUUACUAAUAAAUUCUUCUGAGGCCUGCAAGUAUCAUUUUGAAUAGCUUGUUUGUCGCUGACGAGGUCAAUCAAUAAAAUACAGUAUAGCCAUUAAUCAAUACUAGCACUGGGAGUUCAAAAUGUUUAAUUAGUAAGAGUUUUAUUUAUGUUUGUUUUAUCUUUGCUGUGUUUCACACCAUUGCUCUUGUUCAUAAUGUAGAAAAGUAUAUUAUCUCUAGGGAUGUGCUUUUGUUGCUUUCAUGUUUCAACUAUAUGGCUGCCGGCAGCGGCAUUUGGCUCUUUUUAGAGCUGGAUUUCUUCAGGGGCAACUCACAAAGGUCUGUGAAAUCCAGAUUUGUGUUUGUUGCCAUUUCACAAGAUGAAAUCCAGCUCAGAAAAGAGCCAAAUGCCACUGCUGGCGACAGCCAUAUAUUCUGCUCGAAAGCAACAAAAGCACAUCCUUCAUUAUCUCCUUGUCUGAACAAGUUUUGGUGUUUGAUAUGAAUGUUUUAAGUUUUGGGUUUCUGGACAGACAAACAACAAAUUAUGCAAUUGAUAAACUUUAUAUUAUUGUUCCAUUAAUGGAGUUACAUUUGCAGACAAACUGCAAAUUCUGUGUUUUUUUUUUUUACCAAAUAAACGCCGUCUCUUUAUUACAGAAUAAGUUCCUCUUUUAUCAGCAUUUAUUGAUAUAUUUCCAAAUUCCUUUAACAGAAUGACCUAUGAAAAAUACUGUCUCUUGAUCCGCGUUCCCUAACUCAAAUUGGCUUAUUCUCAAUAACCAAAUCCAUUUCAAUGUCCAAUAAAGGAAAAAUCUGAUGAACAUAAUUCAUUAUUUCACUAGAUAAUAAGCAGUAAAUUACUUAGGAUGUCUGUUCUUUUAAUUGCAUAUUUAAAAAUAAAAAGUAGAGAUUGACGUAAUGAGGCCUAUCUAUCACGCUCUGAACGGAGCUUGAAGGCCCGUGUUUCUGGCGAGUCUUCAGACUUGCCAGAAACACAAGUUAUGGAGCAGCGGUCUAAAGACCGCUGCUCCAUAACCCUGUCCGCCUGCUCUGAUGAGGCGUACAGGAAUCGCCACAAUUCAACCCGAUCGAGUACGAUCGGGUUAAUUGACACCCCCCUGUUGGCGGCCCAUUGGCCGCGAGUCUGCAGGGGGUGGCGUUGCACCAGCAUCUCUUGUGAGCUGCUGGUGCAAUGCUGAAUACGGUGAGCGAAUUGCUCUCCGCAUUCAGCGAUGUCUGUAGGACCUGGUCCGCACUGUCGGAUCAGGUCCAACAGACAUUUGUUAAAUUGGCCUCAAAGAAUCAUCAUGGUGCUGUUUCCAAAAUGACACGUUCUCUAAUUGGUUUCCACUAUAUAUUUUUUUCUGCUUCAUAUUGUUAAACUAAGAAGGAUCCUCAGUGUGUGUUUACUCUGUGUAUUGUGCCACAAAUGAUUUUUAAAGCCCAUUAUUUACCAAACGUAUGCUAAAAAUAAAAACAAGAUGUGUUUACUGUU
Molecule: messenger RNA, 2331 nt
Organism: Bombina bombina (fire-bellied toad)
Lineage: Eukaryota; Metazoa; Chordata; Amphibia; Anura; Bombinatoridae
Gene: GYPC
Product: glycophorin C (Gerbich blood group)
Exons: 3
Coding region: 157-432 (91 amino acids)
Cellular component (GO): cortical cytoskeleton; membrane
Source: RefSeq, a predicted model, not a curated record